Morus notabilis is the source of this 828-nucleotide messenger RNA. Its product is annotated as MADS-box protein AGL42-like. NCBI's taxonomy places the organism in Eukaryota, Viridiplantae, Streptophyta, Magnoliopsida, Rosales, Moraceae. The record is from RefSeq and is a predicted model, not a curated record. The transcript has 5 exons. Gene Ontology annotation, biological process: positive regulation of transcription by RNA polymerase II. Gene Ontology annotation, molecular function: protein dimerization activity; RNA polymerase II cis-regulatory region sequence-specific DNA binding; DNA-binding transcription factor activity, RNA polymerase II-specific. Bases 223 to 522 code for a protein of 99 amino acids.
UUUGAUAUCUUUUUCGGGGGGUUUUUUUUGGCUGUUUGGAGGAUAUUUUUAGCAUAUAUAGAAAAAAAAUUAUGCCUGUAAUGUACUUUUAUUUUUGUGAUAUUUUUGGUCGUCACUGUUCUUACAAAAUAGAUCGUACGUCUUCUCUCCACAGAGCUCCAUAGUUAAACUUCAAAUCUGUCAACGCCAGAAUCUUUCAAGUUUUCUUCUAGGAGGGCAAAAAUGGUGAGAGGGAAAAUUCAGAUGAGAAGGAUCGAGAAUGCCACAAACAGGCAAGUGACUUUCUCGAAGAGACGAAAUGGGUUGUUGAAGAAGGCUCACGAGCUCUCGGUUCUCUGCGAUGUCGAGGUUGCGGUGAUCAUCUUCUCUCAGAAAGGCAGGCUCUAUGAGUUCUCAAGCACUGACAUGCGAAAAAUCAUCGAACGAUACCGUAAACAGCCAAAAGAUCUUGAGCAAACUAACAUGACUGAAGCCGAUCAACAAUACAUGCAGCAUGCGAAAAAUCAUCGAACGAUACCGUAGACAGCCAAAAGAUCAUGAGCAAACUAACAUGACUGAAGCCGAUCAACAAUACAUGCAGGGCAAUUUGAUGUCGUUUUGGGGAAAACAGCUUCUCCUUCUCUCUUGCCCAUUCGCUUCCUCUUCGCUCCAGUCUCUGCCAUUACCAACUUGCUCUUUCCUAGUUAGCCCACACUUGAGCCCAGCCCCCGUGUAAAACUAGAUCUGAACAAUAAGAGAAAAUUUAGGUAUUAUGCCACAAACUCCACAUAGUUAAGAUUUGUACCAUAAUUUAUUUAAGUUAGAUCUUCACCACUUUGUUUUUUGUUU